UCCCAAGACAAUGACUCUGACUUUCACAGUCCUCCGACUUUUCCUCUAGUACCACCAUGAGGUUGACAUUUCUGGUUUUCAGUUCAAUGUAUCCAUAACUAUUGGAUGCGUUGUUCUGAAAUUUGUACAUUUGUACUUUUAUUGUAAAACUAAUGACAUUAUGAUAAAGAGUGAAACAAUAUUUGCACACUGGAGUACAGCUCCCAAUAUUUAAUUGACUACAACAAACACAACGUUUCAACCCCCACAGGGUCUUGGGGUUGGGGUGGAGGUGCACACAACUAUUCUGCAAAACUAAUGACAUUCCCAUCAGCCUCAGCUGUACUUCCUGUUUUAUGCUAAUUAGCACAUUUGCAUACUAACAGACUACUAAACAGAAGAUAAACAUGGUAAAUAUUACACCUGCUUAACAUCACAAUGUAUGUUUUGUCACUGAGUGCAUGUUAGCAUGCUGACAUUAGCAUUCACCUCAAAGCACAACUGCGCCUUACAAAGGUUUCAUAUUAAGACAAAGAACAAAAAAGACCUAAGAUUAAAAGCAAAAACAGACGUGUAGAUAUGCUUCAUCAUUUUAAAGGUAUUUUUUACAUAAUUAACAUCCAUUUAAUGCUUUUUAUGUAGUAUAGAGAUAAUGUAUUGAUAUUGAUAGAUAUAUUUACAUGAAACAUACAUCUGCCAAGCUUAAAUACUGAAAAAACAAUACAUAUAUACACUCCUUUAAAAUGUCCUGUUUGAUUUGAGUUCUCCAAUACACAGAAGUUUUGCAGUAAUUAAGAUUCCCUGAACAAAUAAUAUUUACAGGCACCAUUGUUCAAAGUGACUUACAUUUUAAUAUAUCUCAGUAGCAACAUCAGUAUAUUAAAUCACUGGAUCAUUAAAGAAUUUCGUAGGAUAGUUGAUUAUUUUGAAAGAUAAUUAUCCAUAUUAAUGAUCCUGACCUUUGACAUGUUUCUCAUUCCAACUUUCACCCAUUUUACACUCGUGAAUGUUUAACUAGAGUCACACAACGUGAUAAAUCUCUGACUAACCACCCAACCUCGCAGCUCUGUGCACAUACCACUACACUACAGUACCACGGAAGAGAGAAACCUGUUGGACAAGAUCUCUGAGGCACAAAUAAUGAAUGACAAGACGUCACACAGUAGUUGAAACAUUUCUGAGACCUGGAGAGAUUUCUUGUUUAUGGUUGCACUGUACAUUCAGCGUUCAAAGGACUCUGCAUGUAUAAUGUCCUUUCUCUCUCAGACAGACAGAAUCACUAUGGAAUUUGCCUGUGCGUUUGUUUAUGUGCCACCAGCAGUGAUUCAGAAGGACGGCCAACGCUCCAGUGCCAACGUCAUAAAACGCUCAGCUCUCCUCCCCCCUGUCAACCGAAUUCGUCCUAGCACUCCUCCACCUCCUCCUCCAACAAACUCUACAGUGGCCAAAUCACCAAAACUCCCCAAAUCGACCCCGAAGAUUGUUGAACAGCUGGAAAAGAGCAAAGUGAAGAAGGUUGUGAAGCCCAGUCCCUUCUAUGAAAAUGCCAAAUUUCACAGUAAACUGGAGGCAGCGUCUUCCAUCAAUACAACAGCUCAGCAGACAACAUCUCCUCGAAGGACAGUCCUCUCCUAUCUGCUUUACCCAGCUCUUCUUCCACCGCACAUGAGACCUGCAGCGAGCAGCCAGUCCUCUCCGCACAGCAAGCCACUCGACAACAGUCAGACAUUUACCUAUGACCUGCCAAAUAAUGAACCAGAUUUAAAUGCCCAUCGCUGGGACCCAAACUACUCAUACAGUACACCAGAGGGCACUGGGGGUGAAGUGAAGCUGCCAGCUAUUACUAGCAAUGUGCCGGGCCAGACACCAGCCCCAGCCCUCCCACCGAGGCCUGCAUUCAUGAAGUCAAUGCCAGAGUACCUGGUGCUGUUACCCUCAUCUGCUUCAUCCUCUCAGAAAUCACCUUCAACUUCUUCACUUUCCCAGUCGUCUACUGCAAAAGGAUCAGCAGAUAAGGAGCCUCUUCCAGGGAAUCCUAAUGUGGUCCUUGUCAGUUUAGGGAAACUACUCUCAGAGGAAAGUGGGGAAUUCAUACGAGGUGAACCCACCUGCUGCUCCCAGUGUGGCUCUGUGCAGGACUCCUGUUAUGUCAAUGUGCUUCAUGCGUGUCACUUCUGUCAGUCCCGGGAGUUGACCAGUCCUCCCAGUAUACCACCCAGUGCUCUCUUUCUGCUCAACCCUGAUGAAAAGCCCCCGUGCGCUGCUGGCGCUCUGCUGCUCUUCUGCAUCGACAUCUCAGGUUCCAUGAGCAUCACCUCCCAGGUGACGGCGGGAGAGCAUUUUGUUCACAGAUCUCGUCUCCAGUUUGUCCAGGAAGCCGUGUUGCAGUGUGUUCAGAGACUAAGUGAACAGCAACCAGACACAAGAGUGGGUCUCAUCACCUUCAACUAUCAGGUUACAAUGUAUGGGUAUGAGAAUUUCACGUCACGGUUCCUGAGCGGUGCUGAGUUGACUGACAGCAACUAUCUUAAAGAGGCUGCCGCCAGUUUCCCCAGUCCACCUCCACUCUCACAGACCAAGGACUUCUUACAGAGACAAGUUAUGGGAUUAUCUGAAAGUGGGACCACAGCUCUGGGUCCAGCUGCUCUCCUGGCAGUUGCAAUGGCCUCCAGACAGCCAGGGUCCAAAGUGAUUAUCUGUACAGAUGGGAAGGCCAACACAGAGUUAGGAAACCUGGAGGUGGAGGAUAAUGAUGCUCGCACCCUCCUCUCAUCCACCAUCUUCUACCAGGAGCUGGGGGAGUAUGCUGCUAAUCAGGGUGUGACGGUGUCUGUGCUGUCCAUAGAGGGAACAGACUGCCGGCUGGAUGAGCUGGGAAGACUCGCCGAUCGCACUGGAGGGAAAGUGGUAAUAGCAAGUCCAAACAGGCUGCAUCCAGAGUUUGAACAGAUCAUUGAGAACAGGACCAUCGUCACACACUGUACCGUUACAUUACUGCUGCCCAAAUCCCUGCACAUGAGAGGAGAGAGGGAGGCUGGAUGCAAAGGGACCCGAGAGGUGGGGAACGUGGACCCAGAUACAGAGAUCACCUUUCAGUUCGGAGCCAAUGAACAGGACGCAGAUGUGCCAGCACCAGCCUCCGGCAGCCGUGUGUCCGUCCAGCUGCAGAUCAGGUACCGGCAGAGGAACGGACAGACGAUGCUCAGAGUGAUAACUUCAGAGCGAAAUGUUACUGAUGACAGCUCGGCGGCCCUGUCUUCUCUGUCUCUGGCCAUCAUUCAGCUCAACUCAUCACAGGCCAGCGCCGCUCUGGCUGUCAGAGGCCGCUUCCUCGACGCCAGGAGGGAGGGAGAGCUGCAGAGGAAGCUGAUCGAGAGAGCAAUUGAACACAAUCACAGUGCACAGGACAAACAGACGUACCAAGAAUGGGUGAAAACUAUGGAGCCAAUUUACAACAACAUUCAUAAUUUCACACGGAGAAAAUCUGUCAUUUCAGACUCACAGUCUCUAACAGACGCUGGUGCAGCGCUGCUCUACGCCAUGAAGCACAGCAACAGGAAGUCCAUUUCACUGAAGAAUAAACAUAAACUCUAGCCAACUGUCAGCCUCCACUUUUUACCUGGUUGGAAGCAACUCAAGUCAUGAAUGACAAGGAUAAAUACUGCAGUUUGACCUCGAUUAUCUGGCCAAAGAAAUAUCCUUCAAAUAUUUCACAGUGUUAAUAAUGUAUUACUGUAUAUCAGCUGAAAACAUGGUCAUCCUUGUCAUAAAGAAACUUAUUUCUC
Molecule: messenger RNA, 3764 nt
Organism: Seriola aureovittata
Lineage: Eukaryota; Metazoa; Chordata; Actinopteri; Carangiformes; Carangidae
Product: circularly permutated Ras protein 1-like
Exons: 21
Coding region: 1183-3573 (796 amino acids)
Biological process (GO): endoplasmic reticulum to Golgi vesicle-mediated transport; COPII-coated vesicle cargo loading; intracellular protein transport
Cellular component (GO): endoplasmic reticulum exit site; COPII vesicle coat
Molecular function (GO): zinc ion binding; SNARE binding
Source: RefSeq, a predicted model, not a curated record